AGCAUACUCACAUAGCCAACGAUGAACAGCCUGGAAAGAAGUUGCCCAAAAGUUUCGUCGUCUCCAGGGGAAAGGUGGGUCCUAUUUUGCGAAGUCUGGAGCGUGAUUUGCGGAAGCUAAUGCUGCCUAACACUGCACUGCGGCUGAAGGAAUCAUCACGGAACAACAUGAAGGACUUUCUCCAGGUGGCUGGGCCUUUGGGAGUCACUCAUUUUAUGGCAUUGUCGACCACCAAGGAGUCGCCAUAUCUACGUAUCAUGAAGACGCCUAGAGGACCGACUCUCACUUUCAAGAUCCAUAACUAUUCCCUGGCAAAGGAUGUGGCCCUUUCCCAGAAGCGACCAAAAUCACCCCCUGCCAUCUACGCUAACCCCCCUCUUGUGGUGAUGAAUAACUUUGGGCAGAACGAAGAUCAUCUGAAACUCAUCACGAUUAUGUUUCAGAACAUGUUCCCGCCGAUCAAUGUCAAUACGGUCAAGCUGGCAAAUUGCAGGAGGGUUUUGCUGCUGAACUACAACAAGGAUACGCAGAGGAUUGAUUUCCGUCACUUCUUAAUCACUGCACAGCCAGUUGGCGUUGCCCGCAAUAUCCGAAAGCUUGUGCAGAAACAUCAGGUACCUGACCUUGGAGGUCUGCAGGAUGUGAGCGAAUUUCUGAGGUCAGGCUAUGGGUCCGAAAGUGAGGUGGAGGAAGAGACGUCGAGAGUCACACUUCCACAGGACUUGAAGGGAGGAGGAAAUCGAGCAUCCAAUCAAAGUGCAGUUAAACUGCAGGAGAUCGGUCCUCGGAUGGAGCUUCAGCUGAUCAAAGUUGAAGCAGGACUGUGCUCUGGCGACGUACUUUUUCAUGCAUAUGUCCACAAGACGCCAGAAGAAAUUGCAGCACUGAGAGAACAAGCGGAGAAGAAGGAGGUGCUAAGAAAGCAGCGUAAAGCAGAGCAGGAAGCAAACGUUAAGCGGAAAAUGGCGAAGGCCUCAAAGAGAGGAAGGAAGGAGAGGCGAGGAGCCCAAGAAGAUGCACAUCAAGGAAGUGAAGAUGAGGGGGAUGCUGAUGGAGACAGAGGAAGGGGAGAUGGCAGCGAGAAACAACGGACGAGAAAGAUGACGACAACCGCAGGCAGGUUCUUGGCGGGUAAAGCUAGACACGGUGCUUCAUCUCAUAGGCUAGGAGUCAGGCAUAGCAAAACGGGAUUCAAGAAGUCUGGCCAGAGUAGAAAACAGCAUGCGUAGCUGAAGAAGACCAACUCCUAGGUUCCUUGCAUUCGGAGUUUCCAAAUCAAGAAAGAAUUUGUCCAGCUGUUCAAUGUGGCCUUUAUCUGAUGUCCAUCCUCUCCUCCCUCCCGUUUGGCCUUUUCUUGCAGCUCGUGAAAGCUCACAAUAGGUGUGUUGUUUUUCUGUUCGGCCUUUUCUUGGAGCGCAUGAAAGCUCACUAUCGGUGUAUUGGUUUUCUUCUCAUCAAUGCUGCAAUUCACAUCAUGGAUUGAUACGAGCCCAGCCGUAUGCCGUCAAAGGAUCUCACUUGUUUAUGGCACGAUCCUCACCUGCAUGCUCACUAUCACACCUCCUACUCCUUGUGUGUCAGUUCUUCAACCAUCAUAAAUCUCUGGUUGGUGGGGACUACACCGGGCGUUGUUGGUGGUGGUGUAUGCUCAUCCAGUUAGUGAUCUCCUGACUCUUGGCUGAAAUGUGUUGUCCUCAUAAGCGUAUGAUGAUUUCCAUCCUGCAGUUCGUCGUUGAUUGGCAGUCUGAUGGUGAGUAAAUCAGGUAAAGGUGU
This is a messenger RNA of Chara braunii, 1773 nucleotides long. The record is from the annotation of a GenBank genome assembly. Lineage: Eukaryota; Viridiplantae; Streptophyta; Charophyceae; Charales; Characeae.